CGCCAGCCCAGUAGCACACGCAGCACUGAACGGCACACACGAUGUUCGCGCACACGUAUGCGCUCGCCGCGGCGUUCCUGUGCUCGCUGGCCGGACAACUCGGCGCGGGCGCCAGCCUCCACUGUGCGAUGCGAAGGGAGAUCUCACCCUGCACUUGCCGUCGCGAGGACAAAGGCACCGGAGCCAUCCUCGUCGUGUGUCAGCGAAUCAAUGCAUAUGAAGAUAUCGCGAGAGCGCUGACCAACAAAUUCAGCCCGGAGACAAAGAUUGGACUGGACAUCUCGUACUCGAGCCUGCCGGAUUUCGCCGAGCACAGCUUCCGUGAACUAGGCCUAUCCAUUACGAGACUCAAGUUAAAUUUCGACAAUCUAAGCGAACUGAAGGAAAGUGUGUUUUCUAAGCUGGACCUGGUGGACUACUUCAGCUUGGCUGACAACUCACUACCCGACAUGCCACGGCAUGUUUUACGUCAUUUACCUCACGUGAAGACUCUAGACCUCUGCAGAAACAAAAUAACGAGUCUCUCUGAAGACGAUUUUAGAGAUAUCCAGGAGCUCGAGCAUCUAUUGGUUGCUGAUAACCAAAUAUCGAAGAUAGAGAGAGACGCUGUACCGAAGGCUUUGAAGCACAUACACUUGGGCAUCAACAAGCUCACGUCACUAAAUGGAGCCCUGCGGGAUCUGGACGACCUCGAAUGGAUAUUCAUCAAUGCCAACAACCUUAAAUCUAUAGAUAACGAGUUGCCUAUUAAAGCUAAAAGAAUUACACUUAUACAUGCCGCACAUAAUGAAUUACAAAAUUUGCCAAAAGAUAUGAAGCAAAUGCCUUCCUUGGAAUCACUUUAUUUUUAUGGGAAUAAAAUAAAAUCUUUGGAUGGAGCUCUUCAGAAAUCAAAGAAACUAUUAAGAAUAGGCGUUUCAUUUAACAAAAUCGAAUACUUAGCUGAAGAUGAAUUCAUUGAAGCUGAAAAAUUAGCGGACUUGGAUAUAGCUUAUAACCAACUAAAAUCUUUAAAUGGAUCUUUGAGAAGCUUGAAAUCACUCCGAUAUUUGAAUUUAACCCACAACUGUCUCACAGAGUUCUCCUUACAAGAAAUAAAGGGGCUGAAACGGUUAUCUGUAAUAGAUUUGUCCCAUAACAAAAUUAGUCAAAUUACGGGCAAUAUGGAGAAUCUUGUGGAUGUUGAAACGCGUGUUCUCGAACUACGAUUGGAACAUAACUAUCUGCUGAAUUUGGGAGGAGCACUAAUGGGUCUUCAUGGUUUAUUGCGGCUAAACCUCAGUCACAACCAACUACAAAAUAUAUCUCCAGAUGAUCUCAUAGGUCUUGAAGAAUUAAAAGUACUUGACCUAUCUCACAAUAAUAUUCUGACAUUGAAAGAAACAUCGAAGACGUUUUUGCCUUCUCUUGAGGAACUUUUGGCACAUCAUAACAAUAUUACGGCGCUGGAUAAAGAUUUCCACGGGCUACCAUCACUCUGCAUGGCUGAUCUCUCCUAUAAUCAAAUCCAGACUGUUAACUAUGAUCUGGUGACGAAGUCAAGAUGUACAAUAAACGGAGUUCCGAGCACAUUGAAGAUUUAUCUUCAAGAUAAUCCAGUUCUUUGCGAUGAUCGGUUAUUUGAGCUGAUGACUGUGCUGGAGAGUUUAAACGCCCGAGUGAGCGGAGUAUCUACCUGCGUCGCCACGCAGACUUCAGCGCCGGUGCUUACGCGAGCCCUCAACGAUAUUGUGCCUCAAAAGGAGGCCGUGCCUAUCUUUAUGGUUGCCCACGUGGAAGCCAGGGAGCUCGAAGUGUCACCUGAUAUAAUCGAGCGCAAUCCGAUAGCACCCGCCUUACCUCUCACAUACCAGCGCGUGGGUGCUAUAGUAGGGCACGUUUUGCCAGAGCGUGACGGAGGGCUGCCCGUCGUAGUCGAACCUCCGGUGACGCUGCCUCCGUCGAGCACUAACGUGGUGGUCAAGUGGCCCGAUGAACGGAGAGUCGAGGAACACGCCCACCCUCUCGCUGAUCACUUGCGCCUGCGCGAACUCGACGCCUCCUCGCAGUGAGACUCCUCCACAUGGCGGUGCAGCACACGCCGACGCGAUACCAUACAACUGAGUGUCACGUCCUAUGAUAUAAACUGCCGCUGAUCUACCGCAGAAGAGCGUCUUUUCAUUCGAUUGGAUGAUUUAAAUUGUUUCCCAACUCAGUUCCCAUAUCAAUUAGAUCCGCUAUGUAUGUAAAUAGGAGUCUUAAGUGAUCCACUGUAAAUUAUGAACGUCGAGAAAUGUGUAUGUGCUUUGGUAUAUUUAAAUACCUAAAUAAAUGUUUUAUAGUUGCUGAAUGUGUAGGAUUAAAGAAGCUGUUAGUUGAGUGAAUGUGUUAGACGACGUCUCUUACCUUUUCAAGAAGCAAACUUAUCUAAGUGGGUUUUCUGAAUAACAAAAUUAUAACUAGUGUAAAUUUUUCUUACGUAAAUUAUUCAAAUCUACAUAAAUUGUCACUAUAAUACAGAAAGUAUAUUAAUAGAACUACCGAGAUACUACUUUUAAGUUAAUAGAUAUGUAGGAAAUUUUAUAUCGCCUAUUCUUCUAUUUUGUAAUGUUAACAAAUAAUAAAAAUAUAUUUUUAAAUUACAACUAAUCCCUUCGACACGUCUUGAACUUGUGAUAAUUCAAAAUAUUAAGCCAUUUACUUGUAAUAACUGUAUUGCAUUAUUUCAUAUUCAUUAUGAUAAAUCCUUAAUUUUUCUGGACUGUCUUUAAAUUUACUUAGAUUUAGUUAUUAAGUUUAGUAUAAUACGUUAGUUGAUCAAUCGACAUUAUAGCUGAUCUUUGUUUAUAGCUUUAGUCCAUGUAAGGAGAUGAUACGUAAAAAUAUUAUAGUUGUUGUUUCGAUU
Chilo suppressalis (striped riceborer) is the source of this 2884-nucleotide messenger RNA. The record is from the annotation of a GenBank genome assembly. NCBI's taxonomy places the organism in Eukaryota, Metazoa, Arthropoda, Insecta, Lepidoptera, Crambidae.